AUGGCGUACUGGCCGACGAGCGGCGCCUACUACUGGACCACGUGGCCGCCGCUCGGGGACACGGCGUACGCGUAUCGGACGCCCUAUGUCUGGCCCGCGUGCGCCGGGGCGCCAUCGGCUAUCACCCCGGGACCGGCGCCGCCGAUACCGCUCGCGCCCCCGGGGCCACCGCCGAUGCCGCCGCCGUACUACGGGCAGCCGCUGCCCACGAGCGCACCGGCGGCCCCAGUGGCCAGACCCGCCGCACAGAUGCAGGCUGCAUGGAUGUCGCCGUACUAUGCCCAGCCCCCGCCGAGCAGCGCGCCGCUCCCGCUGCCCCGCCCGCACUCGGCCGCGCCCGGCCCCGCGCCUCCGAAUAUCCCAGCGUGGGCGACGGAGCGCGAGCCCGGCCCGCCUCCCGGGAGCGCACCGGCGUGGGCACGCAGCGCAGGAUCUGUGGGUUCACCACCUCCACGCAUGUGGCCGGACGACCCCUGGGGCUUCGCGGACGAGCAUGCGCCGCCCCCGAUGACCGCACCGGCGCGUCUGCAGCAACGGCCGGCGCAUAGGGCCAGCCCUGGCGGGACGUUGCUCUCCCCGCCGCCGCCGUACGCUAGGAGAGAUCCGGCCGAACUUGAAGAAGAGGAAGAAGAGGAAGACGAGGACGGAGAGGAGUUUUACGGCGAGGAUGAAGAGGGAGAUCACUGGGGCGAAUUCGGCCGUGGAAGACAGCCGUCGGGCCCGGAUCCCUGGGGAUCCGCAGCUGCAUUCGGGCCGGCGGCGGGCCCGAGCAUGCCGCCCGCGCCGUGGGACGGCGCUGCACGUGGCAGACAGCCUGCGCCGGCGCCCGCCACACCACCCGCACCCCGGCCGCGCGCCCACUCAUUCUCCGGUGCCACCGCCCCGGCAGUCGCGCCGCCGCCGGGCGUGCCGACCCUCCCCUUGGCUCAGUACGCCUAUACGUGGCCGCAGUUCACGAAUCUUUGGGCGGCUCAUGCCCAGUACGCACCUUCCCAACCGAUGGCGUGGCCGUCAGGGCGGGUCAUCCCGUCGGCUCCGGUCACACAGCCGAUGGCCUGGCCGGCCGGCCCCGUGAUCCCAUUCACGCCGGUCAUCCACCCGAUGGCCGCGACUCCGGUCGGCCCAGCCCAGCGGCGCGGGAUCACCGUGCCGCAGCACAAGCUCGCGAAGCCGCCCUCGACUAAGAGCUGGUGGCCGCGGUGCCGCAGCAAGUCGCGCGAGCCGCGGCCCCCUUCGCACCGCGGCACCUGGAUGCGUCAGGACUGA
This is a messenger RNA of Mycena indigotica, 1266 nucleotides long. RefSeq lists its product as uncharacterized. The transcript has 2 exons. NCBI's taxonomy places the organism in Eukaryota, Fungi, Basidiomycota, Agaricomycetes, Agaricales, Mycenaceae. The coding region runs from base 1 to 1266 and encodes 421 amino acids. The record is from RefSeq and is a predicted model, not a curated record.